AUGACCCGGAAGCCCCAGCGUGAAGGCAGCCCGACACAGGCUCUCUCCCAGCCUCGCCUCUGCGCCUCUCCCCAGCCCUCGCAGUCUGCAGUCCACACCAGGCUCUGUGGCUACCCUCCUUUUUAUGAUGAAAAUGACUCCAAGCUCUUUGAACAGAUCCUGAAGGCAGAAUAUGAGUUUGACUCUUCCUACUGGGAUGACAUCUCUGACUCUGCCAAAGACUUCAUUCGGAAUCUGAUGGAAAAAGACCCAAAUAAAAGAUACACCUGUGAGCAGGCGACGCGGCACCCAUGGAUCGCUGGUGACACAGCCCUCAACAAAAACAUCCAUGAGUCCGUCAGCUCCCAGAUCCGGAAGAACUUCACCAAAAGCAAAUGGAGACAAGCGUUUAAUGCCACAGCUCUCAUGAGACAUAUGAGAGAACUACAUCUUGGCAGCAGCCUGGACAGUUCCAAUGCAAGUGUCUCCAGCAACCUCAGUCGGGCCAGCCGAAAAGAUUGUGCAUCUGGCACCUUCCACGCUGUGUAGUUUCAUGUCCUCUUCGUCAGGGGUCUCAGGAGUCGGAGCUGAGCGGAGACCCAGGCCCACCACUGUGACGACAGUGCACACGGGAAGCAAGUGACUGGCUCUGGAGGUGGGGGCCCCGGGGCGGGGCCGGGGAAGGGGAGCCCCAGGGUCGCCGGUGCCGCGAGCCCCUCCAGCGAGCCCCCCAUCUUGCAUGGUGCACCUCCUUGCAUCGGACCGGAAGACAGAAGUUUUUUUUUAUGGCCAUAUUUUAUACUGCGAUUCUGAAGUGUUCAUUUCUCACAAACUGUACUGACUCACGGGGAGCCGACCUAACAGGACCUGGUGCUGUACAUACGCGUCUGGCCAAGCUGUGUCUGAACGGGCCUCUCAUCCCUCUGCCCCGGCGCCACCGUGUCCACUCUCCUCGGCUUAGGUAACCGUCUAUGGUGUAUUUUUUCAUUCAUGACAAAAAAAAAAUGGUUUCAACUGGAUUAUUUAAACAUUGGUAAAUAUUGUGCAUUAGGGUUUUUUUUUCCUUCUAAGAAAUAUGUCCUUUUGACUGUAUCUCUCAGUUACAUGAUCUAUAUCUUUUGCUCUUUAAUAGUGGUUUUAUGUUAACCUAUA
Lemur catta (Ring-tailed lemur) is the source of this 1131-nucleotide messenger RNA. Its product is annotated as calcium/calmodulin-dependent protein kinase type 1D-like. The transcript has 6 exons. The record is from RefSeq and is a predicted model, not a curated record. The coding region runs from base 1 to 528 and encodes 175 amino acids. NCBI's taxonomy places the organism in Eukaryota, Metazoa, Chordata, Mammalia, Primates, Lemuridae. Gene Ontology annotation, cellular component: intracellular anatomical structure. Gene Ontology annotation, molecular function: ATP binding; calmodulin binding; calcium/calmodulin-dependent protein kinase activity. Gene Ontology annotation, biological process: peptidyl-serine phosphorylation.